Molecule: messenger RNA, 2013 nt
Organism: Parastagonospora nodorum SN15
Lineage: Eukaryota; Fungi; Ascomycota; Dothideomycetes; Pleosporales; Phaeosphaeriaceae
Exons: 1
Coding region: 1-2013 (670 amino acids)
Source: RefSeq, a predicted model, not a curated record
AUGUUUUCGCGCGGUAUUUCGUUUGGCAUGAAAGAACCGCAGCAAGGCAUCCUGUCGAUACCGCAUUAUGACUCAGAGAGGAUCUGGAACUUCAUUGAGAACGAAAACGAAAGAGUUAUGACACAAUGGGCCGAAUAUUUGGAAAGUCGAAAGCUGGGACAUGGUCCACAGCUGUUCUCUACCCUGGAAGGGGCUCGGGUUUGGCUGACCCAACAAGCUCCAGUAAAGUUAGUCGACGGCGCCUGGCUUUCUCACGUACAUAAGAUCACCACUCCUUUUGCUCUUCGGGGGAUCACCAAAUACGCGUGGCAAAUCUUCUCUGAAGAGCUCGGCGACGGCGAUAUUACAAAGCACCAUGUACAUCUUUACCGACAGCUUUUGGCAAAUUUCGGAUGCCAACUUCCAACAAAUGACACAGCGGAAUUCAUAUCUCCGGGCCGAUGGGAAGGGAUGGAGAAUGAACAUGCAUGGGAAGCUGCCGUGGGCCAACUCACCAUCUCGCUUUUCCCAAAUGAGUUUUUGCCCGAAAUCCUUGGCUUCAAUAUGCACUAUGAACUCAUCACACUCGACACUUUACGCGCGGCCUAUGAGCUCAAAGCUCUUGGGAUCGACCCCAGCUACUUCCUUAUUCAUGUCUCGAUUGAUAACGCGGAUUCUGGACAUGCUGCCAUGGCUACUCACACCGUGAUUCGCUAUCUUGAGGUAGUCCGAUCUACUGAGGGCGAAACAGCUUUGAAUGAUGCCUGGAAGCGGAUCCAAACAGGAUAUGCUAUGUCUCAUGCUUUGGGUUCGCAUUCAACGCAAAAGCAAGGUGACAUGGAAGCUCCGAUCAGCACACUGCACAUCACGGUAGACGAAGGCGUCACAUCGCGAGUAAUUGAUAUCAUGAGGUCCAAGGCAUUGGUGUCACACAAGUGCCACCUUCAAAGUCGGGCGCGUAUUGGAGGGCGGUCCCUAUCUGAAUGGCUCGCACCAAGCAUAUGGCAACAACCAAGCCCUCAAAAACACUUGGAGUUACUCACGGAGCUGGGCAACGCCAAGCCAUGGGUCAUUGCCGGAGCGAGCAACAAGAGCCUGCUGAUCAAGGAACUGCAGUGGAAGGGACGCAUGUUCGGCGCUUUCACGCACAGCGAGGUUGUCACCAUAAGAGAAUGGAUAGACUCUCUAGGUGUGGGCAUGGAUUCCUCCGUAUAUUGGAAGUUCACCUCCAGGAAACCAGUAAUGUCCAGGGAUGCUGUCAUGAUGCUUGAUAACCCUGCUGUUCACCAUCCAGUUGUAUUCUCCAGUCGAAACAACAUUGACCCCUCAGGCCUCGAGGCAUCUUCCGACAGCGAGAGCUCGAGAACCAUUUCAGAAAUUUGGACCGAGCCAGAAGCCUUUACCUUAUCGCCUGAUCUACAGUCAUCCAACCUGCUACCUCUCUGGUUUGCGCAUAUUGGUCUAUUGGAAAACGCCAUCACUACACCUUCGCAAACAGCUCUUCCUCUCUACGCCAGUAUAUUGCGCCUCUUACGUGCUCAAGCCGGGUUUUGCAUUGAAACGGAGAUUGUAGCUGGUAUGGAUGAACUGAAUAGGUCUUCAUGCCUAAGUCUUGUAGACAUCGGCCUCGAAAUUCUGUCUCAUGCCGACACAGCGGGAACCUCUCCACCCACAUGUUUGAAUGACAUUAUAAUGUUGGCUGAGACAAAAGGCAUACACGGGGAAACUAUUAAGCUCUCCAAGGAUAUGUUAUACUGGGCAUUGCAGCCGAAGAAGAACCUGAGCUGGCUUCUCGGCCUAGCUGUGGCCUUUUUGCCAGUAAAAAAGGCCGUUACAAGAGCACCAGAGCUUCUGAGCAAGGACACUAGACUUGUAUUAGAUGGCAUUGUCGAGAGGGAAAAAACGUGUCUGAUGGACUGCGUAAAUGUUCUGAAUGACAGCGAUGUAUCAGAAUGUGCGCGAUUCAUCCGCGGUUAUCGAUAUGGCUCAAGCGCUCUGAGGCGCUGUCUUCCAACACCUGGUCAUCAGAAAUAG